Messenger RNA from Ruditapes philippinarum (Manila clam), 2168 nucleotides. Its product is annotated as exonuclease GOR-like. Gene Ontology annotation, cellular component: nucleus. Gene Ontology annotation, molecular function: exonuclease activity; nucleic acid binding. The record is from RefSeq and is a predicted model, not a curated record. Lineage: Eukaryota; Metazoa; Mollusca; Bivalvia; Venerida; Veneridae. The coding region runs from base 279 to 1454 and encodes 391 amino acids. The transcript is spliced from 10 exons.
UGAUAACAAAAGUAACCUUAAACCCAGUAUUUCUUCCGGGAUUAUUUUUCCUUGAUUUUUAUUUACUAGUGAUCGACGCUCUUAUAAUAGUAUGUAUUUCUGACUGUUGGUAAAAACCUUAAAUAUCUGCAGAAGGUUAUACAAGAAUGUGAUAAAAAUACGAAAUUUGAAGCUCGUGCAAUAGUUAUUUUUAUACAGAAAGUCCAGUUCACGAUUUACUGGGACAGUUCUCGUAUUAGGAGAAGAAUCAGCACUUUGAGAAAACUGCAAAUAACAAAAUGGAAAGUGUUGAACAAAAUACAGAUAAAAGAAAGAGUAGUACAGUGGCAACUGUUGAAAAGAAUAGUGCUGAAGCGAAUUCGGAUACUAAAAAGGAUGACACCAAUGAUAAACGCGAAGAAUCAAACGUGACUGACAAGCAAUCAGAAAGUCACAAUGAUAAACCUGAAGAAUUAAACGUGGCGGUAAAGCAAUUAGACAGUCACAAUGACAAAGAACCAAGCCAUUCUGGUCAGAAAAGAAAAUCCUCUCCAGAUUCGGACAGUCUGAGAGAAAAGAAAAGGCAAAGGCUAGAUAAGAAAGCUAAAAUCCAUGAGAUAUAUGAAGGCCUUAUUUUGCCGGAGCAUCUAAUGAAAGAACUGGACUACCCAAGGCAAGAUCCAUCUGGGGAACAUGGUCGUGUAAAGUUAUAUGGGAACCAUUUCGGUUUUAAAGAAGGUUACUGUAAAAGAUGCGACAAAUCAUUUGAUACUACAUUCUCUAGAAGAACACAAUGUGACUUUCAUUUGGAGCGGUCAAAAAGAUAUAACGGACGACAACAGCCACAUGGUUGCUGCGGAAGGUCAUAUGGUUCAAGGGGUUGCCGAACUGCACCGAGUCAUGUCCACAAAGGUAACCUAUACCAAGACCUGGAAAACUACAAAGUAACAGAAAAGAAAGAUAACCCAACAGACAAGUACACUAUUUAUGCUGUCGAUACAGAGUCUGUUCAUACGAUGAAGGGUAUAGAAGUGUGUAGAGUUACCGUCGUUGACCGCAAGCUUAAUGUGGUCUAUAACGAGUUUUGUCUCCCUACAACCAAAGUGGUGGACUACAAUACAAUAUGGAGUGGUAUAAGUGAGAAAGACCUACAAGGUGUAACAAAAACAUUUGAAGAUCUUCGAGAGGACAUGCUGAAACUCUUUUCUGCCGACACGAUUCUUGUAGGUCAUGGACUGAGCUCUGAUUUAAUAGCCAUGAAGAUUAUGCACGAAAAGGUGAUAGACACACUGUACUUGUACCCGCAUCAUCGAGGAUGGCCGUUGAAAAGAUCACUGAAGGACAUUGCGCUAUCUGAGCUAGGCAUGCGCAUACAAGACGGAGAUGGUCACGACAGUGCAGAGGAUGCAAUAGCUGCCAUGAAACUUGUUCAGAAGAGAGUUUUGCCGAUGAUUAAACGACUGAAGAAGGAGUAGGCUAGCAUUCUCGUUUUGUGCGUGUCAUCGCGUGCGUGCAUGCGCGUGUGUAUUUCAGAUAUCCCAAGUUCCUAACAUAUUAAUGUCGGUUGUCGGAACCAUAUGAAUACUGUAAAAAGCAAUGUGGCACUAAACCUCACUUUAAAUACCUUUCUGUUUGCACGGGUCAGAAUGAAACACUUUAGAUUGAGUAUUACUCUAAUUUAAUACAUUGAUCAUAAUGAAGGUUCCUUUAAAUUUAUUGUUAUGAUUGCAAAAAUGUUAAAUUAUAUUAAAGGUACAUGAUGCCGAAGCAGUAAAUAACUAAAUUUAUUUUCCGUCUUCAGAAAGGACAAACAUGAGUUUUAUAUAACGUUUAAAUAAUUGUUUAAAAGCAUGUUAAAUGCUUAUCACGUGAAGAGAGAAGUGUUUAAGUAAAGUUAUAUGUCAUAAAAGUAGUAAAAUGUAAACACUUCCAUACAAAAUACUAGUAGUAAAUCACUAGGCCUAUAACUGUUCUAAUUGCCAAAAAGCAGCAUAAGCAAAAGAUGGAUAAGUAAUUGGCCAAUGAGUAACUUUUCAGAAACUGUAACCGGACACCAAAAAUUUGAAGCUUUGAACGCAUUUUUGGGAUAUAAUGGGCAAAUAAUGAAACUAUCAAAUGUAUUAGGCCUAUUUGCUUGCUUAUAAUUAUGUUCUGAUUUAAAUGUGAAAAAAAUGUUUUAACUAUUUCAA